CGUCGCCGUACAACGUCAACACAAUGGGUUUUCCGCGCAUUCUCAGCAAGAAUAAUAAAAUCUAUACGAAACUGGGUGAGUUUUGUCUAUCCGGCGACAGUUUCUGGAUUGUCUGUCAUACAUGCCAGGAGGAGCUGCAAACGCAGGACGCAUUCUGGAAGCACAUACAAGAUGAGCACAAUUUCCUGCACGGCCUGGCCAAGCAGGAGCACGGCCGCAACUCCAGCUAUUGCCUGCCGGACGUGGACGCUGCGGCGGCCCCAGCGAACCAGGCGGCAUUGCCCGUGCCGCUGGCCCUCUACCAUUGUGCCAAGUACAGCGAGGAGGAGCAGCGCGAGGUCGCCGCCGCUGUCGAGCUGCACGAGGCGCAGCAGCAGCAGCAGCAACAGCAGCAACAACAGCAACAACAGCAACAGCAGCAGCAGCAGCAGCAGCAGCUACAGCAGCAGCAGCAGCGCGACUCCGCCGAGCUGCAGGCGGUGACAGCCGCUGCCGAGAGCAGCGCACGCAGCAACAAUAGCGGCAGCGGCAUUGACAUCAAAGUGGAGCCCACCAGCCUGACGCUGACGUCCGAUAUGCAGGUGGCAGCUGCUGCUGCUGCUGCUGCCGCUGCCGGCGCCGGCGCCGCCGCGGGAACGGUAACAGCAAACACAACCAUCUAUCAUUUGUCGCAGGUGGUGCCGGGGCCGCCGCCACCGCCGCCGCCAACGCCCUGUUUUGUGACAACGCCUGGCGCUGGCGGGGUCAGCACAACGCCGCCGCAUCCAGCACUGGCCGGCCCAGUCGGAGCUGGCGGCAACGGGGCCACUGCAACGGUUAUGCAGCAGGCAUGCGGCACGCUGGGCAUGCCGCUGCUCGGCGUUGCCGCUGGCCAGGCGGAGCUGGUGGCAAAGGAGUCGAACAGCACAACGGCCAGCGCCAGCAGCGCCGUCUCCUCGGACGAUGGCGAGCGCUGGUAUAUCUGCGAUUAUGGCGCCUGUGGACUGAAAUUUAAAUACAAAUCGCGCAUGGAGCUGCAUCGGGUGGUGCACAGCAAGGAGCGGCGUUUCAACUGUGAUAUGUGCAGCGCCUCCUUCAAGCAGUCCUGCAAUCUGUCCACGCACCGCAAGAAGAAGCACUCGCUGCGGGGCAUCAAGAGCGAGCUACUGCCGCAGCGCUUCUAAAGGCGGCGCCGCCAGGAUUCAGCCCAGCUCCUCCCAGCGCAGCCCAGCUCCUCCCAGCGCAGCCCAGGACCAAGUGCAAGCGUUUUCGUUGUAAGCCCAAACCCAAACUGAAACCUAAUCCCAAUCCACCUUAAGCCAUUUUCUAUACAUAUAUAUACAUGUGUAUAUAUUGAUACCCUUUUUG
Molecule: messenger RNA, 1347 nt
Organism: Drosophila novamexicana
Lineage: Eukaryota; Metazoa; Arthropoda; Insecta; Diptera; Drosophilidae
Product: AT-rich binding protein
Exons: 2
Coding region: 24-1163 (379 amino acids)
Biological process (GO): regulation of transcription by RNA polymerase II
Molecular function (GO): RNA polymerase II cis-regulatory region sequence-specific DNA binding; DNA-binding transcription factor activity
Source: RefSeq, a predicted model, not a curated record